Messenger RNA from Penicillium cataractarum, 612 nucleotides. Its product is annotated as GNAT family N-acetyltransferase. The record is from RefSeq and is a predicted model, not a curated record. Gene Ontology annotation, molecular function: acyltransferase activity, transferring groups other than amino-acyl groups. The coding region runs from base 1 to 612 and encodes 203 amino acids. Lineage: Eukaryota; Fungi; Ascomycota; Eurotiomycetes; Eurotiales; Aspergillaceae. The transcript has 2 exons.
AUGGAACUACCAUAUCAGCCAGUCUAUGUGACAAUUCCGUCAACCAACGAUUCAAUCGAGAGCGAGCGCCUUCUUCUGCGACCCAUCUGUGACUUUGACGCUGCCGCACUGCUAGCGGUUCGAGGCCGACCGGAAGUGGCAAAGACAAACUACCCCAAGGAGCCAUUCAAGUCCAUCGAGGAGACUCGUGAAUGGAUGUCCAGCAAAGUCUUUGCCAAGGGACCAGCAGACAUCAUCGGGCGCUCUUUUAAUUACGCGAUUCUGGAUAAGUCGAUCUCGGAACCAGAAAAGCAACUCAUUGGCUAUGUCAGCGUGAACACCCUGGAUCCAUGCCCUGAAAUUGGAUACUCUCUUCUUCCCGAGUCGUGGGGAAAGGGCUAUGCCACAGAAGCAUUACGAAUGAUGCUGUCAAAGUGGUGGGAUCUCCCAAGAAGAGAUAUGGGCGAAUUGAAUGGGAGCGAGGAGAAGAUAUACGCUAUUUGUGAGAAGCUGAAUAUCGGGAGCGUGACAGUCCUCCGUAAAUGUGGGUUCGAGGUUGUCUCGGAGUUUUGCUUCGGGUCAGAUGAGCUAUUCAUCUGGGCUUUGAAGAAGGCACAAUUUAUCCGGCAUUAA